GCAGGCCCAUAAUAACUUUGACUACACACGUUGCAUUUUGAAUGGGGAAUUGUGCUGUUGUAUGUGGGUCAGAAUAUAUCAGAGACAUGGCAUUCUCUGAGCAGCAAGAUACGUCUGGGCAACUGGUCCAGCUUUCAAGUGCGAACAUCGGAUUCGCCCUGGAUCUUUAUCAAACUCUUCAAGAUGAACGGAGAGGUACAAAUCUGUUCUUCUCCCCUCUCAGCAUAUCGACCGCUCUGGCUAUGACACAGCUAGGAGCCCGAGGUGAUACAGCUACUCAAAUCGCUGAUAUCUUCCGUUUCAAUCAGAUAGAUCAAGAUAAACUUCAUGGAACAUUCAAAGAGCUAAACAACUUGCUUUACCAAACAGAUUCCGGUUACAAACUUCAUUCCGCCAACAGGCUCUAUGGCAAAUCUGGCUACAACUUUGUUCAGUCAUUUGUUGAAGAAAGUGCUUCCUAUUAUGGAGCAGCCAUAGAGGCGGUAAAUAACUUUGCAGCUCCAAUUACCACUCAAUCAAUCAAUGAUUGGGUCUCAAAGCAGACCGAGGAUAAAAUCAAAAACCUGAUUGCUCCUGGAAUCCUAAAUGAUCUAACACGCCUUGUCCUGGUGAAUGCCAUCUAUUUCAAGGCGAACUGGCAAUCAGAAUUUUUAACCUUCGAUACUACACAGGAUACAUUCAAGGUUUUCGAUGAGAGAGAGAAGGUUCCGGUGAGUCUAAUGAUUCAAGAGGGAAGAUUUGCUUUGGCUGUUGACAACACCAAUGACUGUCUUGUGCUAGAGAUGCCUUACAAAGGCCACAAUAUGAGUCUAUUGAUUGCUCUUCCCACCAAAGAUGAUGGCCUUGGUCAACUUGAGACGAAGCUCUCUGUGGACGUCCUGCAAUCCUGGGACGCAGGGCUCAAAUCAAGAAAAGUGAAGGUACUAUUACCAAAGUUCAAACUAGAAGCAACAUUCCCACUGAAGGAGGUUUUGAAACGAAUGGGAAUGCCCGACGCUUUUGAUGAGGAUAGGGCUAACUUCGAAGGCAUCUCAGGUGAUAGAGAGUUUCAUAUCUCUGCCGUCAUCCACAAGGCCUCUGUUUAUAUCAAUGAGAAAGGGAGUGAGGCAGCUGCUGCGACGGCUGUUAUGAUGUUGGACGGAUGCCCUCUACCAAGUGAACGUAAGAAGCUGUUCCUGUUUCGAGCAGACCACCCAUUUCUCUUCAUGAUUCGUCACCGGUCGACGAAAUCGGUCCUUUUCAUGGGACGAAUGAUGGAUCCCUCCUAGAUUUUGACCGCCAUGUUCACGCUUUGAAAAUAAUUACAUUUUCUGUUUUGGCAGUUUAAUCGAAUAAGCAAAAUCAAAGACUUUCCACGCUUUAGAAGUAAUCAAAUUUGUCUGUUUUGGCAGUUUAAUUGAAUAAGCAAAAUCAAAGACUUUCCACGCUUUAGAAGUAAUCAAAUUUGUCCGUUUUGGCAGUUUAAUCGAAUAAACAAGAUCAAAGACUUUCCACGCUUUAGAAGUAAUCAAAUUUGUCUGUCUUGGAAGUUUAAUCGAAGAAACAAAAUCAAAGACACUUCACGCUUUAGAAUUAAUCAAAUUCGUCUGUUUUGGCAGUUUAAUCGAAUAAACAAAAUCAAAGACUUUUCGUUCAUUACGACGUUUUCUGAGCCACGCAAAUAGCCUAGUGUUGAUUAAUUACUUGAUAUAUUCUAUAUUGUGUAUACAAUCAACAAAUGCUUUUGGGAUGAACUCUAUAAGCUUGUUACCAUUAUCUAUUACUUUUGAGAGAUAAACUGUUUAUUAAUCAGGCCAUGACGUCAUAAUAUAAAUGUUUCUCACGUUAUGAUACCCAUUGUCUCUUUUUCUUCAGACGAGAAUCAAGUAAUCGUUGAUGGAUAGAGGUCACUGCUAUCGUAUGCCGAUUACCACAGACUGGUUAUAUUGGUUUUAAUUAUUGCUAUACAACACACUAAACAUAGAACCCAAAAUUUGAAAUUAUUCAACAGUAUUAACAAGGGAAAAUGCGUAUGAUUAAAAAAUAUGGGAGUGAUUGAUUUUUUUCUUCUUUUCAACAAUGUAUUGUAAUUUAACAACUAAGGGGUUACAUAACAAGCGCGUAGCAAACUAUAUUCUUGACAUAUUAUUAUUAUUUUGGGUAAAAAGAUUAUUCCUAUACGGUACUCCCUUUUUUACACAUUAGCCAGCCCAUGGAAUUUUUAUUGGAAGAAUGCGUCAUAAA
Messenger RNA from Strongylocentrotus purpuratus (purple sea urchin), 2223 nucleotides. RefSeq names its product leukocyte elastase inhibitor-like. The coding region runs from base 42 to 1268 and encodes 408 amino acids. Gene Ontology annotation, molecular function: serine-type endopeptidase inhibitor activity. The transcript is spliced from 2 exons. NCBI's taxonomy places the organism in Eukaryota, Metazoa, Echinodermata, Echinoidea, Camarodonta, Strongylocentrotidae. The record is from RefSeq and is a predicted model, not a curated record. Gene Ontology annotation, biological process: negative regulation of endopeptidase activity.